This is a messenger RNA of Paraglomus occultum, 2988 nucleotides long. The record is from the annotation of a GenBank genome assembly. Lineage: Eukaryota; Fungi; Glomeromycota; Glomeromycetes; Paraglomerales; Paraglomeraceae.
AUGAUUCAUAGCAUUACCAUUACCACGACCUCAGAGAACGUUGUUCAAUCACUCAAAUCUUCAAAGCUUUCUCAUGAGAGCAAACUAGCGAUAGCGCUUAAUACAUGGAAUUCGCCUGAUAUUAUAUUUCCCAAUAAGGGAGAAUAUCUGGCGGAAUGGGGAACCGUACGUAAUGUGAGGACAGAAUACGUUGCCACUGAACAACAAAUUACUCAUCAGGUCACUGGCACUGUGACAGUCGCAACUGAAUGCUUCCGAUUACUUGCCGAGUCUCAACAUAGACUAUUCAGACCUUCAUUUGAGCAUCUGACGGCUCUGUUCCUAAAUGUUUGCACUUUGUAUAAAAGAGAAGAUAUCAUGACUGAAACAGACGAACAUAUGGAAAAGAUAUUAAUUGAAUGGUUGUUCACCGCAGCAGAUUUUUACGAGAAAGCGAUCAUCGCAGCGACAAACGCGCGAAAGGUGUAUGACACGGUUGUUAUAAAACUUCUAAAACCGAUGCUCAUAGCCAAUUAUUCGCUGCAUGUACUACGAAGUCAAUCGAAAAACGCAGAAAUGAUCGAGGCAACAAUUAUGCGAUUUGAAAAUAUUGUCGGAAUUGCUAUUUUUAUACAGGAUUUUAUCAAAGAACAACUGCCAAAUACCGAUCAAGAUGCUCCCGGAAAGGUGUCCAAAGCCAAUCCUCUCACUACUAGCCUGCUCGACGUCAUAUCAAAUAUAGCCGACUCGGCUACUAUUUUUGACAAAGAAGCCAUUGCAUGCCUUAGCAGUCUUCCUGAUCUACUUACCCGUAGUCUCUUACGCCAGCCAGCAGACCGUAAUGCGGCGCGCAGUUUUGUCUUGAAAUUAUGGGCUAAAGUGAGCAACGCAUUCAAUGCUAUGUUGAAAGACAAUAGUGAGCUCAACGAUAUCAUACAAGCAAAGCGACGGGUUUUUGAAACCAUCAACAAGCUUUUGCGGAUUUUGGAGAACGAUUUGUACAGACCCGGAGACGAUGCCAUACAUGAAGUCAAGUGUUUCCUCGAAAAUCUUUCCAGACUAGUGGGAGUGAGCACAGAGAGAUUAAACAAGAUCCGUCAUCUUCAGCGAGAACUUUUAGAAUUCUUAGCGCUCGUCCUAAAGAUUAACACCAAGAGUGUAGAAACACACUUGACGCAGAUAUGGCCGAUCAUCUUGAUGUCUGCACAAGAUGUUCGUGCGGAAGCCUCUACAUUUGUACGGUUGCUUCUCACUGUUUAUUCCAAGAGUCACACGUUGAACUUGUAUUUGGUGAGCUUGCUCGAAGCAAUUGGUACCGUGGAAGUCACAAAUAAUUGGAUGACAGUAUUAAAGAGUGUGAUUUAUAGCAAUGAAUAUCUGGGCGAGUUUGCAGUAUGUGUGUCAACUCAACGCGAAGAUGAGGUGCUUGAACUGUUAUCAGUCAUGGACCAACGAUUUCAGCGAGUUUACUCGGAAAAUUUGGAAGCGAACAAUUUAGGACUCCCGUUAGAAGGAUGGAGGAACUCGGGAAAUAAUAAAUCAGACCGUGGAAGCUCCGCUCAACUCGAAUUACUGAUACCAAUAUUCAUUCCAUUUUUACGCUCCAUUAAGUUGGAUUCAUUUCACGAAGCAAAAUUCGACACUAUAUAUAGAAAUUUUUUUAAAAAUUAUGUCUCCCCCAUAAUUGGGCUUGCUGAUGUUGAACAUUCACAUAUGGCUCACUUUAUUUAUGCUGCUCUUUCCAUUCAUUUGGCUCUUGCGGAAAUAUGUGGAACAUAUUGGGUCAGUUUUGCCCAUGCCACUUUUCGGAUAAAGAGUUGGACAUUAAACGAUCCUAGAGCCAAGGUUUUAACCUAUCAAAUCUUUAUGCAUCAUAUCAAAGUGGUAAUUAAUGCACACUCACACAACUUUGCCCAAGCGGAUGCAAAUGUCCAAAUCAAUUAUGUGAAAUCAACGUUAAUCGCGGAUGUACUGGAAACAAUCCAGAUGCCUGAUCCUAAAAUUACUUGGAGUGGAAAGAUAUGUGAUAUUAACGCGGAUAACUACACACUCGCCGUUGCCAAGGUCUUUUUUGUUGAUUGGUUGGACAUUGUUUGUGAUAACGGCUCAAAGGAAAGUGCUGAGCGCAUAACCCGAUUCAUAGUUAGAUGUUAUAUGGAUAGUUACUAUAAUAAUAACAAUACUCUUGAAUAUACUCUGAAGACAUUAUGUUUGGAAAUUUUUGGAUCAGCUGAGUUCUAUGAACUGCCUACGAUUAAGAAAGUCUUUUUCGAUGUAUGUCUUAAGGAGAUGCUAUUUGUUGUACCACGGAUCACGAAAUCGCCAUCGAGACUAUUUUCUGACUUGGAACUCAUACUGUCCUUGAUCUCUACGUCAAAGGAUCGUCGAUCCAUAUUUAGUGACGCUGAACACUUAUUUUCAGAGACUGCCAGCAUAACUCCGGUUCAUUGCGCUAAGAUGACAGACACCAAUACCGAACUUGAUUCCGAUGACUCGGAAGAUCCGCGAUUCAAUCAGGAGGCGGACGGAAGAUUGAUAAUUAGCGUUCGAUUAAGAACUAUUAUCGAUUUAUUACAGUUAUUUCCAUUAAGUUACUUUACCAGAAGUCAAAGAGAUGGACUUAUGCUUACUGCAAUAGUGGUUGAAAGAAUGAUUGAAGAUGGAGGAUUGGAAUGUGCAAAAACAGCACUCGCAUGUCGAAAUAUCGUUUUGAAGUUGGUCGAAUAUGGUACACAAAGCAUAUUGAGCCAUUCUAUGACGUAUUUUAAAUGGUGGAUCACAUCUAUCACUAUUAACGAACGGCGACUUUAUCAAAUCGCUGAUGCCAGCGAUAACCAAGACGCUAUCACGUGUCUUCGCGAUGAGUUGUUUAACGUUUCAACCAGUGUAAUCUCCAAGACGACGCGCCGAAUUCUUGAAAGAUCGCAGGAUGUUUAUAUGAUUAGCAUUAUCGAAUUUCUCAAGUCUUUGUCUCCAAAAAUCAAAUCUGAUGUUAUCAUGGCUGAAGAG